UACCCUAUUUGGGGAUCAUUUGCAAGCAGCUGCUUGUCUAUUAUGGCCUCUUCAGUGUCCAGUGAGCGUGCUUUUUCUGCAGCUGCUGAAAUAAUCACAAAAAGGUGCAAUCACAUUGGUGGAGAUGUUGUUGAAGCUAUUCAGCAUCAGCAAAAAUCAUAG
This is a messenger RNA of Coniophora puteana RWD-64-598 SS2, 162 nucleotides long. RefSeq lists its product as uncharacterized. The annotation marks the transcript as partial. Gene Ontology annotation, molecular function: protein dimerization activity. The record is from RefSeq and is a predicted model, not a curated record. NCBI's taxonomy places the organism in Eukaryota, Fungi, Basidiomycota, Agaricomycetes, Boletales, Coniophoraceae. The transcript has a single exon.